AUGUUCCGCUCUGUCUGUACCGUGUCCAGGUUCUGCAGCAACUCGAGCGGUCUUGUUCCUCGAUGCCUUGUUGUUCGUAACAAUUCUGCCCAGAAUACUGCAACGCUGAGAUAUGUCUCAUCUUCUAAUUUGCGCUGUUUUUCUUCCAACACAUCAACCCCCGCACCAUCUGACACUUCACAAAAUAAGAUAACCUCGGCGGUGAAGAAUUUUUCGUUCUCUAGCAUCUUUCAACUUUGGAAGAAUGGACUUAUUCAACAAGAGAAAGAAGAAUCUAGUGUGAAUGAAGUGAACAACACAACUCCUUCGGUUACUCAUCAAGAGAAAGAAGAAUCUAGUGUGGAAGAAGCAAAAAAGACAACUCCUUCUGCUAUUGAUUUAGCUCUUAACUCAGUUGUUAAGGUCUUCACUGUCUCUAGCAAGCCUAGACUUUUUCAACCUUGGCAGAUUAGUAUGCAGAAUGAAUGCUCUGGCUCUGGAUUUUUAAUCUCGGGAAAGAAGAUUAUUACAAAUGCGCAUGUGGUGGCUAAUCACACAUCAGUUAAAGUAAAAAAGCACGGUUCAGCCACCAAGUACAAAGCAAAAGUUCGGAUGAUUGGGCAUGAAUGUGAUUUAGCCAUCUUGGAGGUCGAUAGCGAUGAGUUUUGGGAUGGAAUGAACUUCUUGGAGCUUGGAGACGUACCCAAGCUGCAAGAAGAGGUGCACCUUGUUGGCUAUCCUUGUGGUGGUGACAGUAUAUCCGUUACAAAAGGUGUGGUGUCGAGAGUUGAACUAAAAGAAUAUAGUCACAGCUCAACAGAGCUACUCACAAUACAAAUAGAUGCAGCAAUCAAUUCUGGAAAUAGUGGUGGUCCUGUAUUUUUGGGAAACAAAGUGGCUGGUGUUGCGUUUGAAGGUUUGUUCUGGUCCGAUGGUAUUGGCUACAUGAUUCCAACUCCAGUAGUAAAACACUUUUUAGCUGGUGUUGAAGAAAAACAUGUUAGUUUCGGCUCUAUGAAUUUAUCAUAUCAGACGAUGGUGAAUGCCCAACUUCGUGACUAUUUUAAGAUGAGCAAAGAUAUGACAGGGAUUCUUGUAAACGAAAUAAACCCGCUGUCCGAUGCUUACAACUUUCUAAAAAAGGAUGAUGUCAUUCUCGCCAUUGAUGGUGUUUCUAUAGGAAAUGAUAGUAAAGUUCCGUUUCUUAACCAGGACACAGUAACUUUCAAGCAUUUGGUCUCUAUGAAGAAGCCAUCUGAAACAGCUUUAAUCAAAGUCUUAAGAGAGGGAAAAGAGUAUGAGUUCAAUGUCGGACUAAAACCUGUCAAACCACUAGUUCCAUUGCAUAAUUUUGACAAGCUGCGAAGUUACUAUAUAUACGGGGGUUUUCUUUUUGUACCUCUAUCUCAACCAUACAUUGACAGCUCUUAUUAUUUGUGCGAUUGUCCUUCCAAAAAGAUGCCCAAGACAGCCAGUGAACAGAUAGUAAUCAUUUCUCAGAUCUUAGAGGAUGACAUCAAUGCAGGAUACGCCAGUUUUGAAGAUUUGCAGGUGAAGAAAGUGAAUGGAAUUGAAGUGGAUAAUCUGAAGCAUCUAUGUCAAGUCAUAGAGGAGUGUUGCACAGGGUUUUUGAGGCUGGAUUUGGAAAACGAAAAGGUUCUCAUCCUAAAUAAUAAGUGGGCAAGAAAAGCCACUUCUACAAUCUUGAAAGACCUCAAAAUACCGUCGGCCAUGUCUGAUGACCUUCAACCUAGGCAGCUUAACAGGGGCCGCUUAGUUCCUCGGCAUAGCAAGAAAAAUAAUUAA
Messenger RNA from Eruca vesicaria subsp. sativa (arugula), 1785 nucleotides. NCBI's taxonomy places the organism in Eukaryota, Viridiplantae, Streptophyta, Magnoliopsida, Brassicales, Brassicaceae. The record is from the annotation of a GenBank genome assembly.